This is a messenger RNA of Paramecium octaurelia, 288 nucleotides long. The record is from the annotation of a GenBank genome assembly. NCBI's taxonomy places the organism in Eukaryota, Ciliophora, Oligohymenophorea, Peniculida, Parameciidae.
AUGAUAUAAACUGAAUAUGGCAACUUAAUCUAUUGCUGUAAGUAAAUACUAUCAACAUGCAUAGAAGAUUACACUAAAUCUAAUAGAAGUAACUGAUUCCUCAAUACCUAGAGCCUCCUCAGAACUUUAAGGCUUGCAUCGAUAGGACAAAAAUUUCACAAUGGGUUUGGGGUUGGGUUUGGGGUUGGGUUUGGGUUUGGGGUUUGGGUUUUGGGUUUGGGUUUGGGUUUGGGUUUGGGUUUGGGUUUGGGUUUGGGUUUGGGUUUGGGUUUGGGGUUUGGGUUUGGG